Candidula unifasciata is the source of this 768-nucleotide messenger RNA. The record is from the annotation of a GenBank genome assembly. Lineage: Eukaryota; Metazoa; Mollusca; Gastropoda; Stylommatophora; Geomitridae.
AUGUCUACAGCUGGAAACAUGGAGUCCGUCUUGUCUCUGUUGCUGAUGGUCGUUAUUGCCGUCUUCCAUGCCGUUUCUGCAGAUAUCGUCCUAGGUUCUGUUUCACUCAACACUGGUGUCUUUGAUAAGGUAGUUCAGAAACACAAAGCAGUCCUGGUGAAGUUUGAUGAGACAUACCCUUAUGGGAAAAAACAGGACGCAUUUAAGGAAGUUGCCAAGGCAAGUUUACAGCAGGCAGAUCUUCUUGUGGCUGAGGUUCAGGUGGCAGACUACGGUGACAAGGACAAUGCAGAUUUAGCUGAGAGAUAUGGCAUCACCAAGGAGAAGUUUCCUGCAUACAGACUCUUCCUUGAUGGGCAAACACAGGCCCCCGCUGUGUUUACGGGAAAUGCUGAAAGUGCAGAUGAUGUGAAAAAUUUUGUCAUUCGAGAGUCAGGUUUGUGGCUUGGUCGACCUGGCUGUCUGGAGCAGUUUGACAAGCUAGUGAAAGAGUUUCUCAAGGCAGGUGCAGAUCAGAGGACUGCAGUGUUGGAGAAGGCAGAACUGGCGGUCCAGCAGUUGACUCAGGAGAGCGAGAAGUCAGCUGCUGAUGUCUACAUCAAAACUAUGAAGAAGGUCCUAGAAAAGGGAGAUAGCUUUAUAGAAAGUGAAGUGUUGCGGGUAGAAAAGUUGCGAUCAGGAAAGGUCAGUGAUAAAAAGAAAGAACAGCUCAAUGACAGGCUAAACAUUCUCACAACGUUUCAAGUAGGGGUUCGGGAUGAGCUGUAA